Molecule: messenger RNA, 912 nt
Organism: Saccostrea echinata
Lineage: Eukaryota; Metazoa; Mollusca; Bivalvia; Ostreida; Ostreidae
Product: COMM domain-containing protein 5-like
Exons: 7
Coding region: 135-797 (220 amino acids)
Cellular component (GO): nucleus
Source: RefSeq, a predicted model, not a curated record
CAAGCACCUGACCGAAUUCAAAGAUCUGGUGACAGCUAUCUAGUUUAACCAUUUUAUUAUUUUUUUUUAGGAGAAAAUAACCAAGCUAAAUGUUAAAUAUGGUAGACUGAUUUAGAACAGCUCUCUAACUGAAGAUGUCUAUAAUACAAGUCACUGGUUCAGGGGGGAGUGUCCAAUCCGAUAGGACCCCGUUUUAUGGAGGCCGUGUGCCGCCAGAAAUUAGCCUCCUCAUCAAACCGCUGGGAAAAUGUGAAAAGCAAACAGUUGGGAAAAUUCUGCAAUUGAUUGUGUCUUCAAUGGAAGGCAAACCAGUGAACCAUGAACAAUUUAAAGAACUCUCAAAUGAAACUUUAACUGAAGAAAUCCUUAGCAUUAUAUACUCUGGACUGUAUUCCUUGCUGAAGCGUGCAAUACGCCUACCUCUCACAUCACUGAAACCAGAGAUGUUCAAGGAGGAUAUGUGUGAACUUCAAAUCCCUUCUGAAUUCCAAGAAGAUAUAUCCAGUGUUGUUUUUGGAUCAAGGAGACCACGGAUAGAAAACAAGAUUUUAGACAGCAGGCCAAGAUUGCCAAAGAUUGAGCAACUCAAAUGGAGAGUAGAUGUUGCCAUAUCAACAAGUGUUCUCAAUAGAGUAUUGGAGCCAACAAUUUUGAUGGAGAUGAAACUUAGCAAUGGAAGGAUACAUUUAUUUGAGGUCCCCGUUUCACAGUUUCAUCAACUGCGAUAUAAUGUGGCAUAUGUUCUGAAGGAGAUGGAAGAUUUGGAGAAGAAAAGCAUACUCAAGAUUCAAGAUUAACACAUAGUUAAUGGGACAAAUAUCAAGGACCUAAAAGAAAUCAAUUUUUUCUUGUUUUAAAGUUUAUUACAGCAACUUUUGAUUUAUGUAUCAAAAUAAAUCAAACAAAACAGUC